Messenger RNA from Musa acuminata AAA Group (dessert banana), 878 nucleotides. RefSeq names its product NADH dehydrogenase [ubiquinone] 1 alpha subcomplex subunit 1-like. The record is from RefSeq and is a predicted model, not a curated record. NCBI's taxonomy places the organism in Eukaryota, Viridiplantae, Streptophyta, Magnoliopsida, Zingiberales, Musaceae. Bases 64 to 264 code for a protein of 66 amino acids. The transcript has 3 exons.
AUCGGGUAGGUAGGAAGGGAGUCCUCUUCGUCCCUUGUUUCUUUGUCCUCUGAGAUCUCCUUGAUGGCGAAGUUGUUCUGGUUGGAAGCCGUUCUUCCGCUAGGAAUCAUCGCUGGGAUGCUCUGCGUGAUGGGCAACGCGCAAUACUUCAUCCAUAGAGCCGCCCACGGGAGGCCGAAGCAUAUUGGUAAUGAUGUGUGGGAUGUGGCGAUGGAGAGGAGGGACAAGAAGCUCAUGGAUCAGUACUCUGGUGCUGCGAAUUAGGAAGUGAUCAUGCAUGAGAUACUCAUCCCUGCGGCAAAUUUGCAUUUGAGAAUAAAAGAUCUUUAUGCUGUUGGACCCUUACGUUUGGUGUUUUGUUUUACAGCUGGCCAAUUCCAGAACCCAUGUCAAGUUCGAAAUCAGAAACUUUGAUCAAUAAUUUGGAGAGUUGAUCAAUAUGCAAUGUUGACUUAACAGAUCAAAGAUGAUUAAUUUUGCGAUCUCUAUCAUGUGUGGAUCCAGGUAUAUCACUAGUCAAAAACCAAGUUUCUCGAGGAUCAUUCAAGUCUUCUGUGCAGCUUUUGAAACUGGUACUGUGUUCAAUUUCACGCCUGUUCUAAUGAUCUGUGAUGAGAUCUUAAACGUAGUUGGAAAUGUUCUGCAGAAUAUAGGGGUUUGCAUUUGUUCGAAGCUGGAGAUAUGUGGAUUAUUAUUUUGAGAUGCAACCGAUUAGCAUUCUUCAGUGACCAAAAGUCAUCAAAUGCAGCAUGUUUUGCUGGGUAUUGAAUUCUUCUCUGUUCUUUUUUUGCGUUCUUUGAUCUUUUGAUACAUAUAGUAACGUGCAACUUUAUUAUUGACAUUUUAUUUUAUUUAAUAUUCGAGAUUUUACUUAUCUA